CAGCAGCCUCCUCUCCCCACUGCUUCUUUGGCAGAUGUUGUCCUUUCAGGUAAGCUUCACUUGCAGAUGUUAUAUUAAAGGAAGGAAAUGCAGACACUCCUCACUCUUCUUAUGUUUUUCAUCACUCCUCUAAACCACUUACUCAUUCUCAAUGUUGAGCUCAAUUAAAUCACAUGAAGAAGAAGGUGACGAAGAAUCCCACCGGCGUAACCGCCGGCACCACGAUUCCCCCUCCCCCGUCUACCUCCUCCUCCGCUGCGCCGAACUCAUCCACCAUGCAGACCACCCGGCCGCUCGCCGCGCCAUCUCCCUCCUCUCCGCUGCCACCACCACCCCCUACGGAGACUCCACCGACCGCAUCACCCAUCAAUUCACACUCGCUCUCUCCCUCCUCCUAAACCCUCUCACCCACCUCCCUCCCUCUGAAUCCAACAAUUCCGCUCAAUCCUCCUACCUCUCUCUUUACCAAAUCACUCCUUUUCUCCGCUUUGCUCAUCUCACCGCAAACCAAGCCAUCCUUGACGCCGUCGAUGGCCACCACCGCAUUCACAUCCUUGACUUCGACACCUCUCACGGCCUCCAAUGGCCUCCCUUCCUUCAAGCCAUAGCCGACCGCUCCGACCCCGCCAAUCCCCCCUCCAUCCGCAUCACUGGAACCGGAUCCGACCCCUCAACCCUGACUUCAUUAUCCAGCAGAAGGAUAUAA
Phalaenopsis equestris is the source of this 706-nucleotide messenger RNA. Its product is annotated as protein MONOCULM 1-like. Gene Ontology annotation, biological process: regulation of DNA-templated transcription; meristem initiation. Gene Ontology annotation, cellular component: nucleus. The coding region runs from base 152 to 706 and encodes 184 amino acids. Gene Ontology annotation, molecular function: DNA-binding transcription factor activity; sequence-specific DNA binding. NCBI's taxonomy places the organism in Eukaryota, Viridiplantae, Streptophyta, Magnoliopsida, Asparagales, Orchidaceae. The transcript has a single exon. The record is from RefSeq and is a predicted model, not a curated record.